UAAAUUUCUUAUUAAAUUAUUGUGUUUAUUAAAACAUUUUGCUAUUAAUUUCAGUUACGAAGGAUUAUAUGUCAUAAAAUGCAACCGACAUCUUCGAAAAUUUCAUUAUGAAUCAAUGGGACCAACUAAAAAUUAGUUAAUUUCAUUGUAAUAAUUGUUUGUAUCUGUAAGUUGUAAAAUGAACACAUUAUGUCUUAUUUGAGCUCUUCCGAAAAUGUGGGUUUUAGCGGUAUUCCCCAAAGUAUAUCCGAGACUAGUUGCGCCACACAGUAUAAAAUGGCAGUGGAUAGUGUUCCUGGAGCAUGUAAAAGUGACAUGAAUAUAUUCAUUCAUGAUAGCUCAGGAGAUGAACAAACUUAUUUGCCCCACUUUAGUGACAAUUUCUUUCACACUAAAUUUAAAAUUGACUCAAAUGAUUUAUAUACCUUCAAUGACUCUGACGUAGUGGCCGGUGAAAUUACUGUGGGCCAUACAGAAGAGAACUUUGUCUUCCCAGAUAAUGUCGAUGUGAAGACAAAAUAUUUAGAGAGUCCAAAUAAGGAAAUUGAUUUGCUGCAAUGUAUCUCUAAUGGUGAUGUCAAAGAUGAUAAAAUUAAUUUGAAGAAUGGGCACUAUUCACCAUUGCAAUUAAAUCAGUCUUCAAUUAACGAAACAAAGAAAUCUAAUGUCAAGAUCCAAAAAAUUAAGGUGCAAAAUCAUGUAAAUGCAGAUUUAUUAAGAUCAAUUAAAGGUCCCGAUGUCUCUCGCAGUGGACUGCACAGCCCAAAGAGUCAAACCAUACUGCCACCUUCUAGCGAAGCGGGCGUAAACAAUGGCUUAAUAAAUAAUGACAAAAAUGUUUCUUCAAAACUGAAUCAGGAAACUUUCUUGGAUGUAUUUAAGCGAGAACAAGGUUUAUGCGAAUUGGCUUCCCCAAGUGUUGAAAUAAAAACUGAACCACAAACCAUAACACCUGUAAAGGCUGGAGCAAAAAAGCAAGCAGUGAAAUCAUCACAACCAAAAUCCAAACGUGGUAGAGGGCCGACUGUGCACGAGUCCUUGCAGCGGAUACCAUCACAGCGUAGAGCGCUGGCCGUACCCAAUCACAUAUGGCAUGCUCCUGGUGAAGAUUUAUUCAAUUGUGGGCCCCUUGAUGAUAAAAAACCCAAUGCAUUUAGACAGUUGGAAAGUAGCAGCAGUGAUGAUGAUAAUAUGCCAGAGUUUGAAUCAGGCUUUGGUGCGAUGUGUGUUGAGGAGAGUGCGGCGGAGUCCCGCGGGGCGAGGCUGGAGCUACGCAGGGCUGCGAUGAGGAGGCACGUGGCGAGAAUAGCGACCUCACUCAACUUAACAAAGGGCCACAAAGUGCAGCACACCCUUGCCACUUUAAUCAAGAAACAAAUUAACACCCAUAAUGCGUCUGGCCGGCUCUCGACAACAACUACUAACCAUUUGCUGGCCAUGAGAGGAAUGACGUCAUUACUGAGCGUAAAGGAGAGGAGAAAGCUAAGGGAGAGCGGUUGGUCGGGCGGCGAGAGCGGUCGGUCGAAGGAGACGGCUGACAUAUGCGCGGAGGAGCGCUGCCUAAAGCCACCCGUGCCUUGCGGGCGACACUGCCUGUCGCACGUCACGCACGCACCAGAACAGCGACUGUACGCAGCGUGCGCCGCGGUGUUCGCCGGCGGAGACCGCUGUAAGCAGCCGCUGCUGCCGCUGCAAGAUCAGACGCCGUUGUGUGCUGAACAUGCCUGGAAACGAGACAACUACGAGAUGCUAGCCCGCGAGAGCAAGCCGGCGAAGUGUGUGCGUAAGCGCACGUGGACGGGGGAGUCGCGGCCGCGCCCACGCCGCCCCAAGCGCCGCCGCCGCCUCGUGCCGCGCCGCGCGUCGCCGCCCCGUGCACGCCUGCCUCCACCGCCGACGCACGAACACUCGCUAGCUGAGAUAAACGUGUGUUCGAACUCUUCAACAUACGACAGUUCGGAAGACACGGCGGUCGGAGCGCUUAGCGAGAGCGAAUACAUGUCAGCAAAUAAUUCACACGAAUUAGAAGUUGGUCAGGUGCCGCCAGAUGACAUUUUGGAUCCGUCUGUUCUUGGUCAAAUGCCGGACGAAGCCUUCACUGAGUUUUUCAACACAGCGGAGGGCGGGUCGUCGUUCGCGGAAAGCUCGGAGCUGGCGGCGGCGCUGGAGGCGGUGCUCGACGAGCGCGUGCUGGACGAGCGCGCGCUCGACAUUGCCGACGUCUUCGUCGCGCAACACGCGCAGCAGAAGAACAAGAUACAGGUCCUGGCUCCCGUAGAGAUGUCGUCCAGCGCGCCGUCAUAACAGAGUAACAAUCGUGUAUCAAUUUGAAAACAAACCUUAUUUACUACUACUCUUAGGAACAAAUUUGAUUGUAGUCUCAAAAUUGUUAGUUUCAGGCUUUUAGUUAGUGUGUGUAUGUUUGGAAAUUUAAUCAAAUUGAUCGAGAUGUAAGCGUUGAAAGUUGUUAUGGUAGGAAAUGAGUGGGGACCGAUGAGUUAGAUAAAUUGUCUUUGCAACUUUAUGUAGAUAUUUUAGUUGGCGUGUACACGUGAUUUGUGGCGUGCAUGAACGUACGGUUUGCGUGCACGCGCAACAAUCACUACUAUCCUGUAGACAAUUACUUGAGAAAAUGGAAAUGGAACUGUUCUAAAGAACACAAAAUUUGUAAUCCACCAUAAUUUCCAUAGUUUUCAUAUUCAAUUCGAAACGGUUUGUUAUAGGAUGACGCAAAAGUCCAUAAAAGGAGUUUUCUAUUUCUUUAUUUUAUAUUAGAAAACCUUA
Molecule: messenger RNA, 2784 nt
Organism: Aricia agestis (brown argus)
Lineage: Eukaryota; Metazoa; Arthropoda; Insecta; Lepidoptera; Lycaenidae
Exons: 12
Coding region: 190-2304 (704 amino acids)
Cellular component (GO): nucleus
Source: RefSeq, a predicted model, not a curated record